This is a messenger RNA of Arachis ipaensis, 842 nucleotides long. Lineage: Eukaryota; Viridiplantae; Streptophyta; Magnoliopsida; Fabales; Fabaceae. The record is from RefSeq and is a predicted model, not a curated record.
UGAAACUUAGUGUAAUUGUUUAUGCAAUUAUAUUAUAUACACAUAUGAGUGAAGUAUGAUGAUUUGUUGAUAAUACUUGUCUCUUGUUAUGUAGAAAAUGUCUGCGCAGAAUAAGAAAAAUAGGGCACAACAGAAAUUUAGGCAUCGAAAGGGACCAAUAAAUUUUGCAAGAAUACGUGCAAGAUUGGCUGCUUCUAAGGAAAAUAAUGAACCACCUACUCAAGCAGAAAUGUUUGUUGAGACUCGCCAAAGCACAAAGGAAAAAUCAUUGGAUGAAGACACUCUAGAUGUUAUUGCACAUUUGCAAGCUGAGAAUAAAAAGUCUAAAGAAUCAGCAAUUAGAGCUUUCCAAUCCAUAUUUGGGAAAGAGAAGGCAGGGAGAGUGCGAUGUCACGGAAGAGUUACCACACCAACUUUGUUGAAGAAAAAUGAAGAAACUGCCACCUUUAAGCAGCAACAUGCAACUGAGAAAACAACAUUAGAGAAUAAGGUUGAUGUGAUGCAAAAAGAAGUAGAUGAACUAAAAUUGCUUGUUAAGAUGAUGCUGCAACAAAAAAGCUCAGGAGUGGACCUUGACAUGUUAGCUGCUCAAUUAGGAAGCACUUUAGGCAAUGCGAACAAUGAUGCGCAUGAAGAGAAAAACUAUGUUGAAGGGGAAAUCGAACUUGAUUAAGGUCAAAUUUUUAAAAGCAAAUGUUACAGAGUAAAAGUCAUGAACUUGUGGACAUGAUGACUAUUUGCUACUUAGCUAUUUCAACUCUCUUUUAUUAUUAUAUUUUUUGCAAACUUAGAUAAUAUUGUGGAUCUUACAACAAUUUUUAUAAGUUAAAUUUGAUGGGAAA